AUGUUGCAGACAAUUUCCAUUGAUCAAGUGAAAGAAACACUUGAUCAAUUCAAUAAAGGUCAAAAGUAUUUGUACAAUACUCUAACAACGACUGUUAGAGAAAAUCAAACGAAUGAGAUAUGGUUUAUUCAUCUGCUAGAUGAAUUACGUGAUAACGUGGAUCUCUUUGAGAAUUCGAAUGAGCAAUUUCUGGACUUUUUACAACUACAAAUUGAUUGGUCAAGACAAUCAAAAAGUGUUCUGGAUACAUUUCGAGCCUUUCAAAUAAAUCUUAUUUCAUGUAAUACUAAACAUGCACAACGUUAUCUAAGUUUUUUAUUCACCAUUUUUACUAUCCCAGAAACUACAAAUAAUUGCCUUCCACUUCAUGAUUUUGCUCAUGAAACUUUAGAACAACUUGUUGUGAUUGUUCCAUUAGCCUCAACCCUCCUAUGUCCAAUUGCUGAACAGCAUUUUCCGUUUAUGACCAAAGAAAUAACUAUUCAAAUAACUUAUGUGAAAAAUUUACUCCGAUCGUUAUCUUACUUAUCCAUUCAACGUUUACGGUUUUUCGAAAUAAUUCUCUCGAAACUACUCCGUCUCGAUGUCCACGCGUCUCGGCAGGACAUUCUUCGAGAAGAAAAAUGCAGCAUUGAAAAUGAACUCGUCUUUUCUCUUGAACAACUCGGUACAAAUGAUAAGACAAGCAAUGCAAUGAAACAUGAUCAAGCUGAUAAACUCGAUUGUCUUAUGUAUGUUAUGUUUGAAUAUAUCAACAGUGUUUGUAUUGAGAACGGAACAGUGAAUUAUGAACAAACGAAAUUGUUAGUUCGUGAUUUAUUAAGCGUAUUUAAUAAAAUUUUAUUACCAACACAUGAUUCAUCGCAUGUGCAAUUCUUACUGUUUUAUAUAUGUAGUUUUCAUACAGAUUUCAGUGAUGAAUUUAUGAAUAAUUGUUGGAAAACAUUUGUGUCACCAUCGGUGUCGAUGACAUUUCGACAAGCAUCAAUUUGUUACCUCUGCAGUUUAAUCGCUCGAGCUAAAUACAUACCAAUUAGAUCUGUAUUGAAUAUAACACAGUUAAUGAUGGAUUGGUUACAUACGUAUGUUAGCACAACAGAAACAAACAGUGGAAAUGCAAAUCCAAAUCGGCACUUACCAUUUUAUGCUAUUUGCCAAGCUGUUCUUUAUAUAUUUAUCUAUCGUCAUCAAGAAAUUGCUCGAUUACCUGACGGCAUUGAAACUGUGUUAAAAUGGCGAAUUGGACGUAUUAUAUCUUCAGAAUUAAAUCCAUUGAAAUAUUGUUUACCUGCUAUUGCAUUGAGGUUUGCUCAACUAGCAAGAAACUAUCAAAUUGUCUUUUGCUAUUCAAUCAUUGAAACAAACAAUCGCUAUUCGUUGCCGGAAACAUUUGCAACGAAUGAUUAUCAAAAUGGCAAUCUACCAUCAAAUAUUCUCUAUUCCUAUUUUCCUUUUGAUCCAUAUGUAUUGAAACGAUCAUUGGUGUUCGUACAACCAAUUUAUAAUGAUUAUCGUGAUGAAAACGAUGAAUCGAAUGUAUGUGGUAAAGAUUCUGACGAUAAUGACCGACAAGAUUUCGAUGAUUCAGAUGAUGUUUUAACUUCCAUGAUGAUGAGUACGACACCUGGUAGUUCCGACUCACUCGAUCAUCUGCCGAUCACCACGAUGUCAACAUCAUUUAAAAGUUCUCGAAAUCCUCCGUCAGUUUUACCGUUCGGUCGUUCACCUGGCUUUCGAAAUGCAAUUAACUGA
Adineta ricciae is the source of this 1752-nucleotide messenger RNA. NCBI's taxonomy places the organism in Eukaryota, Metazoa, Rotifera, Eurotatoria, Adinetida, Adinetidae. The record is from the annotation of a GenBank genome assembly.